Molecule: messenger RNA, 372 nt
Organism: Gongylonema pulchrum
Lineage: Eukaryota; Metazoa; Nematoda; Chromadorea; Rhabditida; Gongylonematidae
Source: the annotation of a GenBank genome assembly
AACAGACCGAAAUGGGAUGUAUCGGUGGUGUACGCAUUGAUCGUAUCACUGAUCAUCGAACUGUUCGCCAUACUGUAUUUGUUUCUGCCUCGCGAGUUCUGCUGUGAACGUUACGAAUAUUUGACAGCACCGUUCAGUGGUUUUGCGUUAUGCAUCACAAUACUACUCCUCUACACCACAGUUACGUACGCUCAACGUUUAUUACGAAAAUUUUUGCUGACCACUGACUACAAAAGUUUCGAUGUUUCAACUGUAAAGAUCAGAUUGGGCUUCAGCUUUUACCUCUGCAUUGUUGCACUUCUCUUGGCGUUUUUUUCAUUUCUUGUUGGCGUAUUCAAUGUUACGUUGGCCUGGUGUUUUCUUUGGCGAUGA